AUUAUUAUUUUCAUACACAGGUGGGUGGGUGGAUAUGUUAAGAGGACUAGUCCUCAUGAAGGUACUUUCCAGUGAGGUUAACUUUAGCAUAGAUAUAGACAUCUAUGCACUUGUUAAGAGGGUCAGUUCUCAUGGAGGAACUUGCUGGUGAGUUUAACUAGAUAGAUGGUUGUUGGGAUGAUUAAAGGAAAAAACGCUUUCUAUCCAAGGCAAGAAUAAAAAUAUAGGAGGAUGUUCCUUCUGAUCUCUCUCUCUGGGCUUCUUUCAGUCCUCGCUGAACCUCCGUCUUGGGCCCAGGCAGACUUCAUCAAUCGAUGCAAGGCAGCCAACCAAAACCUGUGCAACUUCAUCUGCGAUUGCUGGGAUUGUUCUGAUGAAAACCAGUGCGGUUUCCAGAAAGAGUCAGUGGCCCUAGGGAGGCCCUUCACUUGCGAUUUUGAAGGCAGCCUCUGCGGCUGGGAGGAUAUCAGCCCCUCCGCCUUCCGGUGGGUCCCAGUCCAGGCCAGCCUCUCCGAUGGGGAUCAGGAGCCCCCCUUCGAUCACACACGGGGCACUGAUCUGGGCUGGUACUUGGCCCCCACGAAGCAACAGGUGAAGCCCUCGGCCACGGCCCGCCUGCGUUCCCCCUUCAUGAGAGAGGCCUCUGCCGCCUGCGAGCUCCACGCCUGGUUUCACCUCUCGGGAGCAGGGUUCAACCAGAGUCACCGUCCCCCACUGGCCUUGGAGCUGAGCGCUGGGAACAACACCGUGACACUCUGGCACAGCCUCCUCCCAAGCAGCACCUCUCCUUGGCGGGAGCUGGUGGCUUUCACCGGGCGGAUCCAAGGGGCCUUCCAGCUCAUCUUCUCCGCCACCCAGGACUUCUCCACAUCGGUGCAAGUGGCACUCGACGACCUGGAGUUCCGGAACUGCGGCCUCCCCAGUAAUGACACUGGGAUCCCAGCCCAGCUUCUCUCGCUCCUUCCCAUUGACACACUACCUUCCCCUCCCUUUCAAUCAAGGUGUCCAGUUAGCUUGAUCAGUGUCCAGCUAUACAGGAAGUCCCCAAGUUACUACCAAGAGAGAUUCUUGUUGGGCGAGUGGUGCUUGACUCACACUUUGGUAAUAAAAAAUGCCCAGUUAAUUUUUAGUAUUUCUGACAGUUCUGUCGCAUACAGUAUGUUUGUUGUGAGAGGAGUCUCUGUGAGAGUGAAGCUGUUUAUCUGCAUGAGGAAGAACCCCAGAAUCCCAGGGGGAGAUUCUCUCACUUCCUGUUGUUUCAGCCCUGUUCUUAACUAUGUUUGUAAGUUGGAUGUUUGUAACUCAGGGAGGGCCUGUAUUCCAUCCACCCGUCUCAGGGAGAAGGGCGGAAUGUCAAUCAAGAAAGGGGUGGCUGCUGUGUCUCGAAUGUUCCCUUUGGGAUCCCUUCUUUAUCCCCUAGAGCUCGGGUCACGCCCUCCCAGCUGUGGUCCAGAUGAGCUUCUGUGUGGCAACAGCACCUGCCUUCCUGCGGAUCGCUUUUGUGAUGGGACGGAGGACUGCCUCGAGGGUGACGAUGAAGACCCCGCGGUUUGUGCUUCCUUCAGCAUCUGCCACUUCGAAGAGGACUGGGGUCGUUGGAGCACAGAGCUGGACCAAGGCUUUUCGUGGACGAGGAACAGCAGUCUCCAUGUUACCUCCACGUCUCCUUUGCGGGAUCACAGCACCAAUAGCCCGGAAGGGUAUUUUGUCUACAUCGAUCAUGGGGACCUAGGCCAAAAGCAGAGGAGUGCCUGGUUGCUCAGCCCAACUCUGGCCAUGUUGGAGACAGAGCCCUGCUAUCUGGUGCUCUACCUCUAUCUUCACGGCUCUGGCACCAACAGUCUUAAUGUCUAUUACCGGACGGAGAAGAAGAUGGAGCUCGUCCGGAGCCGCACUGGGGAUCUGGGUGACUUCUGGUUCCGGGAGAAAGUGGCCUUCAAUGUGGAAGAGAAGUUCCAGAUUGUCAUUGAAGGAGCCCUUGGGAUAGGGGACAAGGGGAGUAUCGCUUUGGAUGACCUCAUCCUGUCUCCUGGUUGCCUGGAGCAAAACAGCACUCUUUCCACUCCCUUUGAGCCGGAGCCUCCUGCUUCCCUCUGUGCCCAGGACCAGUUUGCCUGCUGGGAUAACAAGGGGUGCAUUGGCAUGGAACUGGUCUGUGACUUUAAGGCUGACUGCCAGGAUGGCUUUGAUGAACAGGAGUGCGGGGCCAGAUCUUUGAACGAGAGCAGCGGUGGCUGGAGGGAUCUCAGUGUGGGACGGCUGCAGUGGAUGCUCCAAAACAUCAGCAGUCAAGGCCGCGUCCUGGCCCUCUCUUCUGAAGGUCCGGGGCAGAUGCUGUCCAUGGCAAGAGCGGCCACUCCGGCCCUGGGCCCCUCCGGUUUGGCCUGCACCCUGCAGCUGGACUACACCACUGGACAUCGAGGGCUCCUGGCGCUCGCCGUUGUGGAUGAGGCUUUGAGGAGCAGCCGCUGGGUUUGGUCCGCUUUGGGCAAUGGGACGUCUGUUUGGGACCAGGCCCGGGUUCCCCUCGGGGCCAGAAGCCGGCCCUUCCAGCUUGAGCUCCUGGCCUCAGAGGACCACCACGGGAAUGACGCAGGGGGUCCGACGGUUGCUGUGGGCAACGUGGCUUUCCAGGACUGUGACCCUGCGGCUUCCCUGCUGACCAACCCCUCAGGGCUCUCUUGCAACUUCGAGGCUGGAGGCUGCGACUGGUUCCCGGAUCGGAGCUACGGCUUUGAAUGGGAGCUGAGCACCAGCCAGGAACGGGGCCCGGACCACACCACUGGAUCAGGCUCCUUCAUGUCUGCGGACCCUUCUUCCCCCGGAGCCCAAGGCCUCAGCGCUCGCCUGGUUUCUUCCCCACAGAAGCCUCUGUCCAACUCGACUUGCUUUUCCUUCUGGUACAGAAUGGAGGGGCCCCAGAUUGGGACUCUCAACCUCUUCUUGAAAUCUGCUGGAGAACCAGAGCAAGCCAUUUGGAGCCAGACAGGGAGCCAGGGGUCAGUGUGGCACCGGGCUUCGGUUACUGUCCCCCACCCUACACUCAGCCAGAGCUUCCAGUUGUCCUUCGAGGCCUUCCGGAAUGGCUUCCUGGGCUCCAUGGCACUGGACGACUUCUCCGCCAUCCCCGGGACCUGCGGGGCCCCCACCCGCUGCUCAUUUGAGGUGGACGACUGCAGCCUCUUUUCCGGAGAGCGGCCAUCUUGGAUGCGGCAGAGUGGGGACCAGGAGUCGGGGCCCCCCAGGGAUCACACAUUGGGGUCGCCCCAAGGGCAUUAUCUGCUCCUCAACACCAGCCAGAGCGCUCUGCAGCCCGGUCAGACAGCCAUCUUGCACUCCCUGGCCUUCCCGCCGGGCCGCCGUCUCCAUUGCAUCACCUUUUGGUACCACCUGAGAAGCAGCCGCCCAGGGUCUUUGAGAGUCACCAUCAAAGAGGGAGGCAAACAGAAGGAGGAGGCGCUGGACGUGAGCCUGGUUCCAGGGGAGGCCUGGCAAUAUGUCCGCCUUAACAUCUCUGUUGAAGAUGAUUGGCAGGUGGCCUUUGCAGUGGAAGGGGCUGCCGAGGGACCCUCCUCCUUCCUGGCUUUGGAUGACCUCCUUGUGACGGAGGGAGGCUGCCUUGGGGCUGGGUCGUGUGACUUUGAGCGGGGCCCCUGUGGCUGGAGCAAGCCCCCCGGAGCCUGGUCUAGCUGGGGUUGGAAGGCCGGGGACACUCCCUCCCAGUUGCUUUCCUCGAAGACCAACCGCACUUUUGGCACCAAGGAAGGCCACUAUGCCUUCGUGGACCUGGCUCUUCUGGGGCAGAGCGUGGCCCGACUGGCUAGCGAGCCCCUCCCUCCGGCCACCAAUGCCUCCCUCCGCUUCCAUUACUACAUGGACUUCCUUGGCCAGAAUUCUCAAGCUGAACUCCGGGUGAAAGUGUCCAACUUGGAUGGGGAGCGGACGCUCUGGGCAGCCAAAGGGCACCAGGGCCACUCCUGGCUGCAGCAAACCCUCCUGGUGUCCAGCCUCACGGAGUUCCAGAUCCUGCUCGAAGCCACCAGCGGAGCGUGGCCAAAUUCGGAGACCAUUGCUGUGGAUGACGUCUCCUACAUCGCUGGGCCUGAUUCUGGCGACACCGAAGUGAGCCAAGAGACAGGAGGCAGCAGGGGUCCGGACGCAGGGCUGGUGGCUGGCAUUAUCUGCUCCGUCCUGCUGGUUCUCCUUGCAGCCGCAAUGGCAGUCCAUUACCUGAAGAAGUGGAGGGUACCGGAGGAGAGGAGGCCCAUCGAACGCAGCAGCGUCCAGGGGUUUGACAAUGUCGCCUUUCAAAACGACCAAGUCACCAUCCCACCGCUGCCUAAUGAGAUGGAAGCGGAAUAGAGUCCGACCUGCAGCAGCCCUUCUUGCUGACCCCGCUGCCCAGUCGUCUUCUGUGCAAGAAGCAUAUCUCUCUCUCUCUGAGGUUCGGGUUUCCUUCUUGUUUCAG
Molecule: messenger RNA, 4468 nt
Organism: Anolis sagrei ordinatus
Lineage: Eukaryota; Metazoa; Chordata; Lepidosauria; Squamata; Anolidae
Source: RefSeq, a predicted model, not a curated record